This is a messenger RNA of Solea solea (common sole), 1496 nucleotides long. Its product is annotated as organic solute transporter subunit alpha-like. Gene Ontology annotation, biological process: transport. Lineage: Eukaryota; Metazoa; Chordata; Actinopteri; Pleuronectiformes; Soleidae. Gene Ontology annotation, molecular function: transporter activity. The record is from RefSeq and is a predicted model, not a curated record. The transcript is spliced from 8 exons. Bases 156 to 1127 code for a protein of 323 amino acids.
CUUUCACUCACUUUCAGCUUCAUGUGCACUUGCUGUCACGCCUGCUGCUACGGUGUGGAUGUUUUAGCUUCUAUUUUUACUAAUCUGAUCCAGAUGGGAUUUUUCUAAACCAUUUUUGAAAAAAAACCUUUAGUCUGCUAGUAAAUCUGCAUAAGAUGGAGGACGGCCUCAACGUCACUAUUGACCCAGCGUGUUUACAAAAGCCUCCACUGGCUAUUGACGUAAUAAAGCAGCUCGAUGUGUUUGAACUGUGCCUGUACGCCAUGCUCACCUUCAUGUCCUGCAUCUCCCUGCUGCUGUACCUGGAGCAGUGCGUCUACAUUUAUAAAAAACUGCCGUACCCCAAGAAGACGACUCUUAUUUGGAUUAAUGGUGCAGCACCAGUCAUUUCCACCAUGGCUUGUUUUGGGAUGUGGAUCCCGAAGGCAGUCAUGUUCACUGACAUGACGUCGAACUGUUAUUUUGCAGUGGUGGUGUAUAAAGUCCUGGUCCUGUUGGUUGAGGAGUUGGGAGGCAGCGAGGGUUUUCUGAAGCGCUUCUCUGGCGAACCCUUCAGGAUCAACACAGGCCCCUGCUGCUGCUGCUGCCUCUGUUUACCCCGUGUACCCAUGUCACGGCGAAUGUUAUUCUGGCUGAAGGUGGGUGCUCUUCAGUAUGCGAUCCUGAAAACGGUUCUCUCGGUCCUCUGCAUAAUAUUAUGGACAAAUGGCAACUUUGAUCUCUCUGAUCUGGAGAUUACUGGUGCAGCCAUAUGGAUUAAUCCAUUCAUCGGUGUUCUCACACUCGCCUCCCUUUGGCCUGUUGCCAUCACCUUUAUGAACACCAACAGCCACUUGCGCAGCCUUAAGAUUGUGCCCAAGUAUGCUAUGUACCAACUUGUACUUGUGUUGAGUCAGCUGCAGACGUCAAUUAUUAACAUCCUGGCCUUGGAUGGGACCAUCGCCUGUGCCCCUCCCUUCUCCUCUCAGGCUCGUGCAUCAAUGCUAAAUCAGCAGAUGAUGAUCAUGGAGAUGUUCAUCAUCACUCUGGUCACCCGGUUUCUGUACCGUCGGACAUAUGACCCACUUCCCUCUGAAGCACAUGAUGAGGACCAGAAGACUAAUGUUCUUGUUGAGCAUGAUGUCUGAAAGAAGGUCGGCCUCAAAGUUAAGAUGGAAACCUGAAUCCACAUGAGUUGAGUCUUGACUUUGACAUGUCAGCAGCAAAACAGUUCACUUUUUAUUAGGAAACUUUUCGAUUCUGGCCUUUUUCAUUGUGUGACUAUUGAAUAUGUUUGAUGUAUGUACUGUGUGUGGCGUUUCUAUGUGAGGCAAUUGAUGUUUUACACUAUACAACAUUAUAUGGUUAUAUAAACAUUUCCAAUUGUUGUUUAAAAAAUGUAAAUAACCUAAUUAUAAUCCACUUAAAAAUACUUUAAAGCGACCAGCAGAGGUCUGCCAGCUGCCAGUCAGUGUGGGGAUGAAUUCCCACAAAAUUCACAUUUUGAUUUAACAAUA